Molecule: messenger RNA, 627 nt
Organism: Neogale vison (American mink)
Lineage: Eukaryota; Metazoa; Chordata; Mammalia; Carnivora; Mustelidae
Gene: FGF6
Product: fibroblast growth factor 6
Exons: 3
Coding region: 1-627 (208 amino acids)
Biological process (GO): cell differentiation; animal organ morphogenesis; fibroblast growth factor receptor signaling pathway
Cellular component (GO): cytoplasm
Molecular function (GO): fibroblast growth factor receptor binding; growth factor activity
Source: RefSeq, a predicted model, not a curated record
AUGGCCCUGGGACAGAGGCUGUUCAUCACUAUGUCCCGGGGAGCAGGACGUCUUCAGGGCACGCUGCGGGCUCUCGUCUUCCUAGGCGUCCUAUUGGGCAUGGUGGUGCCCUCGCCUGCAGGCACCCGCGCCAACAGCACGCUGCUGGACUCCAGGAGCUGGGGCACCCUGCUGUCAAGGUCUCGAGCUGGGCUAGCUGGAGAGAUUGCUGGGGUGAAUUGGGAGAGUGGCUAUUUGGUGGGGAUCAAGCGGCAGAGGAGACUCUACUGCAACGUGGGCAUCGGCUUUCACCUCCAGGUGCCCCCCGACGGCCGGAUCAGCGGGACCCACGAGGAGAACCCCUACAGCCUGCUGGAGAUUUCCACAGUGGAGCGGGGUGUGGUGAGUCUCUUUGGAGUGAAAAGUGCCCUCUUCAUUGCCAUGAACAGUAAAGGGAGAUUAUACACAACGCCCAGCUUCCAAGAGGAAUGCAAGUUCAGAGAAACCCUCCUGCCCAACAAUUACAAUGCCUACGAGUCAGACCUGUACCGAGGGACCUACAUCGCACUGAGCAAAUACGGACGGGUGAAGCGGGGCAGCAAGGUGUCCCCCAUCAUGACUGUCACUCACUUCCUUCCGAGGAUAUAA